Molecule: messenger RNA, 927 nt
Organism: Cyphellophora attinorum
Lineage: Eukaryota; Fungi; Ascomycota; Eurotiomycetes; Chaetothyriales; Cyphellophoraceae
Product: Alkaline ceramidase 3
Exons: 2
Coding region: 1-927 (308 amino acids)
Biological process (GO): ceramide biosynthetic process; ceramide catabolic process
Cellular component (GO): endoplasmic reticulum membrane
Source: RefSeq, a predicted model, not a curated record
AUGAGCUCCAUGCUGUCCUGGCCGUACCCAUCGGGCGCCCUCUCCGGCUACUGGCGGCCUGUGACCUCGACUAUCAAUUGGUGCGAAGAAGACUACUACGCAACACCAUACUCGGCCGAGCUGAUCAAUUCCCUCACCAAUCUCUGGUUUAUCUACCUUGCCCAGCGAGGCAUUCGCAACUGCCUCUCGCAACGGCAUGAUCGCAUAUUCUUAUGGGCUUUCAGCUCAUACCUCAUGAUCGGAGUUGGCAGCUUCAUCUUCCACUCCACUCUGAAGUACCCGAUGCAACUACUCGAUGAGUUGAGCAUGAUAUACACCACUUGUAUAUUGUUCUUUGCAACCUUUGAGCAUGGACUGGAGGGUCGGAAUAGGGUGCUGCUUGGAGUGUUGGUUGGGGGUAUAGCUAUUUUCGUCACGGGAUACUAUCAUUAUCUUGGAGACCCGGUGUUUCAUCAAAAUGUGUUUGCGUUUCUUACAGCUGUUGUCUUUUUCCGCAGUUUAUGGAAGAUGGAGAAGACGUUGCGGCCAUCAAGACGAAUGUCUGUUCAGGGUGUAUCUGCCGCCGAGCAGGCUCGGCGUGACCGGAGGGAUGGGGAUAUUCUGAGAGCUAUGUGGAAGAUGAUCCCGUUUGGUCUGCUUUCGGUAGCUUCCGGGUUUCUUGUCUGGAAUCUCGACAAUAUCUACUGCGAUGACUUGAGACGGUGGAGACGAGCUGUCGGCUUGCCGUGGGGCAUCUUGUUGGAAGGGCACGGCUGGUGGCAUUUGCUGACAGGAGUUGCGGAGUACUUCAAUAUCGUCUGGAGCAUUUGGUUGAGGCACUGCUUGGACGGAAGGCAGGAUGAAGUUGAAUUGCGUUGGCCCACUAUGCUGUCUAGCAUGCCUGAGGUGGUCAGGAAAUCGUCACAUGCAAAGAUCAAGCAGAGGUGA